Molecule: messenger RNA, 1165 nt
Organism: Umbelopsis ramanniana AG
Lineage: Eukaryota; Fungi; Mucoromycota; Umbelopsidomycetes; Umbelopsidales; Umbelopsidaceae
Exons: 1
Coding region: 201-980 (259 amino acids)
Source: RefSeq, a predicted model, not a curated record
GCUUUGUCAGAGGUUUCAUGUUACCAAAUUUUGGAAAUACCAGGAUUUUAUGGACGGUUUUUGCGUGACUAGAUCAGGCAAACAGAUCCAACGUCGGAGCCUACCUUAACCUUGUUACUCUUAUCCCAAAUCUACAUUAGUCUGUCACUAUCUCACUCUUUUCGCUUCUACUCUCGUUCUUUCCUUGACACCUUUCCUCCAUGACUCGAAAGCUCCUCGUCGUCAACCCCAAUACCAGUCAAAAGAUGACCAACACCAUAGCGCAAAGCGUAGAGGCGGCUUCUAGUGUCUUUGGCGACUUCAUACAGUCCACCACCGUAUGUGCGGACAAGGGCGUAGAGUCAGUGGAAGGAGCGUUCGACGAAGCGAUCAGCACAUACUGGACUCUAGAGAAAGUGCUGCCGUUGCUAGAUCAAUACGACGCAAUACUGAUUGCUUGCUUUUCCAACCAUGCGUCGGUCAAAGCGUUACGAGAGGCUACGAAUAAGCCUGUGCUGCAUGUGAUGGAGGCAGCUAUCCUCCAAGCAUGUCCUUUAGGAGCGACGUUCUCAAUUGUGACUGAUUCCGAUCAUUGGCGACCGUUAUUAGAGGAAGGAGUUCGUGACCUUGGCGCUCAUGACAAACUGGCUAGCGUACGGGAUGCAGGUAUGACGGCGUUGGAUACCGUCAGUCUUGCCCGGGAGGAAGUGGUUCGUAGACUGGUGGAGGCCAGCCGUGUGGCUGUACAGGAAGAUAAGGCAGAAGUCAUUUUACUUGGCUGUGCAGGCAUGGCCGGUCUCAAGGAAACCAUCUCGUCUCAGUUAGGUGUGCCUGUGAUUGAUGCCGUUAUGGCCGGCGUGUGUGUAGCAGCUGGGCUUCUAGCUUCCGGUGGCCUUACCAGCAAACGAGCCAUGUACACGCAACUAGAGCCUCGCCCCAACGAAGUCAACGUACCGGAACCAGGCAUCAUGGCUGCCUACGGUGCGAACGCCGCGCAAUAGAACAUAUAAACAAGCCAGCCGGAGUUCUGUCAAUAGAGUUUUCGUCUAACAAAACAGCCGAUCAAAUAUAAACCAUAAAAUAAAAAACUCAAGCCCAUUUGUUUUUGAGAAGAAACUGAAAAGCAUUAUAUUCAUUUGUCUUGUUAAAUUACAAAUGCGAGAGCCAUCAUCUCGGAAGCGCUACG